Molecule: messenger RNA, 1689 nt
Organism: Exophiala xenobiotica
Lineage: Eukaryota; Fungi; Ascomycota; Eurotiomycetes; Chaetothyriales; Herpotrichiellaceae
Exons: 4
Coding region: 291-1475 (394 amino acids)
Source: RefSeq, a predicted model, not a curated record
CCAAGAUGAUAGAAGCCAGUCUCCUCCGUGAGAUCCUGAACGGCGGCUAACGCCUCGCUGGUCGUCGCUCUCUAAAUAUACUUUUCUCAUGUUAUUUCGUCUUGACGCCGAGAUGCCCAGCUUCGAAUAAAGCGACCUUAUUUUGUCUUCUAUCCCUCAGUCUUGACCCAAAGUUUACUGCUUGCAUCUGCUUCUCGCCCUGCUUACAAUUCCUGUGCAUUGCAAUUCAACAUCUGUCCAUCUGUUCGUCUGUUCUUCGGUCCCCGUCUGCUUGGUUGACUUGAAGUGUCAUGUCGUAUCCACCACCACCUGGCUCAGGGCAGCCGCAUGGAGGAUACUAUCCUCCACCUCCAGACAACAGUCAAGCAUUCCCUCCUCCACCGACUUCACCUCCAGCCAACGUCAACUACUUCCCUCCACCACCGUCAGGACAAUCCCCUCCUCCCAAUCCCGCCUUUCCCCCCCCUCCCAUCUCAUAUGUAUCACAAACACCGUCCCCUCCUCCUCUUCGACAACCCACGGCGCAGCGUCCCUUCAAUUAUGGCGCGGUUCCUGCCUCUGCCCCGGCUCACAGAACGACCUUUGACCAUUCUGCGAUUCACAACCGGCAACCUUCCUACAACGGAACAUCCCAGACCGAACCCGGAGCCUCUCCUCACCCAGACAAGUCGGUCACGUCUCCACGGUUGCAAAAGCUGACACAAGAGAUGGCAAAUGUCAUGAAGGCACCGACAGGACCACGCAUGCCAGGCGUGCCAGAAGGGGAGCAAUUUGUAGGCGUACAGGCUACAUCGUCAGACGAUGUGGGAACAUUCAAUGGCGGCUCCUACCGCAUUUCACAUCGGGAUUCAAACUCCAUUAUCACGAUACAACUUGCCAUGGGCUGCCCACUUACCGUCAAGCCAGGCGCCAUGAUCGCCAUGUCGCCCUCCAUAACGCUGAAAGGAGCGAUCAAGUUCAGCAUGAAGAAGUUGCUGAUCGGAGGUGAGAUGGCCCACUCGACUUUUACCGGGCCUGGUGAAUUACUCCUUGCUCCUAGCACGUUGGGGGAUUUAACGAUGCUUCGGAUGCAAGGGAACGAGACGUGGAGUGUCGGGCGAGAUGCGUUCCUGGCUUGUACGCAGGGUGUUGUCAAAGAGUACAAGAACCAGGGUUUCAGCAAAGCCAUGUUUUCUGGUGAAGGAAUGUUCGUCUACAAAAUAUCCGGGACAGGCUUGCUAUGGAUGUCCUCUUUCGGUGCAAUCCUGAGAAAAGAUCUCGUCGAAGGCGAGCGAUACAUUAUAGACAACGGCCAUCUCGUGGCCUGGAAUUGCAAAUAUGUCCUUGAACGUGUCGCAAGUGGUGGUAUCAUAUCUGGCCUUUCUAGCGGAGAGGGUCUGGUCUGCAAAUUCUCAGGCCCAGGGACGGUUUAUAUGCAAACAAGGAACCCCUCAGCGUUUUCGGCAUACAUGAGCGGUCAAACAUUUCGAGAAUGAUUUAUGGGACCAUUUUUAAUUAGCAUCUCAAACAGCGAGCAUGAUGGUCUGAAACGAGAAUCUAAUCUUGGAUACUUGAAGCCUUUUCUUUCAUUCCAUAAAUGAAUCUUCAUGGCACAAGGCUCGCCUUGAAACUAUGGAACAUGGUUCCCCAUCAUUCUGUCAAGGGGCCUUAGCAGACCAAUUCAUGAUCAUCAAAGUUUCGUCCUCAAUG